Brugia malayi is the source of this 1401-nucleotide messenger RNA. RefSeq lists its product as uncharacterized. The transcript has 12 exons. NCBI's taxonomy places the organism in Eukaryota, Metazoa, Nematoda, Chromadorea, Rhabditida, Onchocercidae. The coding region runs from base 1 to 1401 and encodes 466 amino acids. The record is from RefSeq and is a predicted model, not a curated record.
AUGCAUCAUCUGGUACAAUCAUCAUUAAUGCGAAAGAAAUCGAUGGCUUCAUCAUUGCCGAAAAUUAUUCGCCAUCGUGAGUUGCAUGGAGAAGCAAGACAGCUUAAUCGCAUGACUUGUCGAGUGCGAUUAGAUCAGUUAGAAUGUCCAUAUCUAGUCGAAAUUUCAGGUGUAAAACGUUUGUUGGAUAUUACUCGAGAAUGUAUUUUCAUAGGUCUUUCGAAUGAUUCUCGCUAUGCAGUUGGCUUGCUCUAUUCAUUUUCUGACUCACAUCAUUCAAGUUCAAUGGGACAUGAUGAAGACGAAGCAGAGCUCAAUGUUAUUGUAUUUGAAUUGUCAGCAACAUUGCUUAGACCUGCUUUCAUUACAAUUUUCACAGCCUGGCCGAGUACUGCGAAAGUUUAUGCAACAUUCCCAUACAGCUCUUCACAUAUCUCAAUCGUCGGUUUUGCGAAACAAAACACUGAACCAAGGAACACAACUAUGUCAAGGCGAGACUUGGAGCCCUUUUCGGUUAUUGCCAAAGUUAAAUUUAUAUUAUUUCGUUUCCGUAUCACUAUCUCUUUGACCACAUGCCUUGUAAUGUCUUAUCGUUGGAAUGGCUUGAAAUUAUCGAAAGCAGUUUUGCGUUCAACGGAUCAUGGUGGUAUACUGAAUGGUGGAACUGCAUUAAUUUCAUAUCUGUUUACAAAGAAUUGUCCUCCUUUGAAAGCGGUUCGUAUGUCACGUAUGAUAGCGCAAGUAAUUGACCCAAAAAUAAUGGAUGGUGGUGAAACAGUAAUAUUUGAGGGAUGUAAUUCGCAAGAUAUUAGAGUGGAAGAUGCAACUGAACAUUGUGGAAACAUUGCUCGAAAAUACCAUUUAAAACGAGUUACUGUUGAAGAUAAGAAUCCUUCACCAGCAGGCCUAAGUGAACCGCUUUUCGUUACGGAAACUCUAAUGGAUAUUGAACGUUUGCUGUAUGAAAUUAUGCCUGUGGUUGUUUCUAGGAUGUAUGGAAAUUAUAAAUAUGAAGGUUUAAUCGAUUAUGAGAUAGAUCUAAUCGAUUGUGAACAAUAUAUAGCUAACAUUGUGUUAACUGCAGUUAUUGAAGCUAAAGGACCUGGUGAAGGGGGUAGAAAUUCUGCUUACAUUGUUGUACUUUAUAUCGUGUGGAAUACUUUUGAGGGUACGCGUCAGAUAUCUUCCUUUAGAGGUAUGCGUUUGGUUCCCUGGACAAUUGCUCAUCGUCCUGAUCAAUGGUACCCGUUUAAAACCAUUCUGAAAAAGGAGCUUAUACCGGAUGAACGAGUUAUAUCCAACAUUCCAUUUCUGAAUGGUGAAAGUUUGGGUUUUUUGGCAUCAGCUUCACCAGGAAUUACUGUUUGGAAAGAAUUUACUUGCCGAUCCAAAAUUACUUGA